Messenger RNA from Phaethon lepturus (White-tailed tropicbird), 483 nucleotides. Its product is annotated as aquaporin-2-like. NCBI's taxonomy places the organism in Eukaryota, Metazoa, Chordata, Aves, Phaethontiformes, Phaethontidae. Gene Ontology annotation, biological process: transmembrane transport. The transcript has 3 exons. Gene Ontology annotation, molecular function: water channel activity. The record is from RefSeq and is a predicted model, not a curated record. Gene Ontology annotation, cellular component: apical plasma membrane; plasma membrane. The annotation marks the transcript as partial.
CUGCACAAUGAGACAACGACGGGGCAGGCAGUGACUGUCGAGCUCUUCCUCACCUUCCAGCUGGUCCUGUGCAUCUUCGCUUCUACUGAUGAACGCCGGGAGGACAACCUGGGCUCUCCUGCCCUGUCCAUCGGUCUUUCUGUUGCCGUGGGGCAUCUCCUUGGGAUCCGUUACACCGGCUGCUCCAUGAAUCCCGCCAGAUCUUUUGCCCCUGCUGUGAUAGUCGGAGACUUCAGCGACCACUGGGUAAGAAAGCAGGUCUAUGUGUUGUUUUGGUGGGCUGAUUCUUCUCUUGCAGCAGCAGCCUCCAUCAUCUACAAUUACAUCCUCUUCCCGCAAGCCAAAACCUUCUCAGAGAGACUCGCCAUCUUCAAAGGCUUCGAGCCAGAGGAGGACUGGGCAGAGCGCGAGGUCCGUCGGCGGCAGUCGGUGGAGCUUCACUCCCCACAGACCCUGCCGAGGGGGAUGUCUGAGAAAGUGUAG